Messenger RNA from Durio zibethinus, 2573 nucleotides. RefSeq names its product putative serine/threonine-protein kinase PBL7. NCBI's taxonomy places the organism in Eukaryota, Viridiplantae, Streptophyta, Magnoliopsida, Malvales, Malvaceae. Gene Ontology annotation, biological process: protein phosphorylation. Gene Ontology annotation, molecular function: ATP binding; protein kinase activity. The record is from RefSeq and is a predicted model, not a curated record.
AUUGCAUUGCCCCAUGUCCAAAUAUUAGUUACCCAUCUCUUACUCUUCUUUCUUUUUCCGUGCAAAUUCCCUCCCCGACUCUCCAAGCAAAGCAGCUUUCACUUUUUUCUUUUUAUUCUCAAAGACUCAGCCUUUCUUUUAUUACUUUCUCUUUCUUUCCUUUUGGAUUCUGGGUUUCUGUGCUCUUACAUUGAGAUCUGUUUCUGUUUCAAGGCUAUGGGUUUUUACGAAGAACCUGGCACCAACUCUAGAACUACAAAAAAUGGCUUCACUGCUCUAUAUGCAGCUACCUCUACAUCAUCUACAGAUCACUGUAGUGGCUACAAUGAGUUGAAAAUAAAAUCUCUUUUAACAAAAAUGAUUUCGGAUUUUGGUUUUGCUUGUGUUCUUUCCGGUAGCCAAAGGAAAGGUUCAAGAAAGAACCAGAAAAGCAAUGGUGAAAAGAAAGGCAGCAAUUUGGAGCAUAACAAGGCUUGGUUGUUGGCUGAGUCAGGUGGAGGAGCUGAGUUGACAAGUAAUGACCCACAAUCAGUUCACUCAUCUUUCAGGUUUAGUUUUUGUUCUCAAGUCGAAUUAGAAGCUAUGAAUGCGAGUUCAUUGAGUUCCGCUACUGUUUUGAUGGUGAAUUUGGAUAAUGGGGUAAGUGAGGAUAGAGCUAAAGAAUUGAAAUGGAGAAGGAUUGAAUCUUUGGAAAGAAGUAUUUCACCAAUGGCUAAUUCUUUGGUUAGAUUCAACUAUGGUGAAAUUGUUUCAGCUACUAGAAAUUUUUCUAAAGGGAGAGUUUUGGGCAGAGGAGCAUUAAGCUUUGUUUUCAGGGGUAGAGUUGGGCUAUUGAAGACAGCUGUGGCUAUUAAGAGGUUGGAUAAAGAAGAUAAGGAGUCCGCUAAGGCCUUUUGCAGAGAACUGAUGAUUGCUAGUUCUUUGAAUCACCCAAAAAUUGUCCCUCUUUUGGGAUUUUGUAUUGAUCCUGAGGAAGGUUUGUUUUUGGUGUAUAAGUUUGUCUCUGGUGGAAGCUUAGAACGCCAUCUUCAUGAUAAGAAGAAGGGAGGAAAGGGACGACGUCCUUCUACACUUCCUUGGUUUUUUAGGUACAAGGUUGCCUUAGGAAUUGCAGAGGCAGUGGCAUAUUUACACAAUGGAACUGAAAGAUGUGUUGUUCAUAGAGACAUUAAACCCUCUAAUAUUCUUCUUUCUUCCAAGAAAACACCCAAGUUGUGUGAUUUUGGAUUAGCAACUUGGACUUCUGCACCCUCUAUUCCCUUCCUUUGCAAAACUGUUAAAGGAACAUUUGGGUAUUUGGCUCCCGAGUAUUUCCAACAUGGCAAAGUAUCUGAUAAAACUGAUGUUUAUGCUUUUGGGGUCGUCUUGUUGGAGCUGAUAACUGGACGGAAACCAAUUGAGGCAAGAAGGCCUCCAGGAGAAGAGAAUUUGGUCCUAUGGGCAAAACCUCUCUUGCAUAGAGGAAUGGCAGCUGUUGAAGAAUUACUUGACCCAAGACUCAAAUGCACUUCAAAAAAUUCAACUCAAAUAGCACGAAUGAUACAAGCUGCAGCUGCCUGCAUAAGCAAUGAAGAAUCACGAAGACCAGUCAUUGAUGAAAUUAUUGCUAUAUUGAGAGGUGAAGAAGAACCAUUUUACUCAAUCAGGAAGAAAUCCAAUUUCUCUGGAAUUAUUGAUUGUUAUCCUCAAUUGCAACAUUCAAAAAGUGAGAUGAAGAGUCACUUAGAUUUGGCGAUGCUAGGAGUUUCAGAGUUUGAGGAUGAUGAUCACCUUUAUUGUCGUUGAAACUGACUACCUUUUUAUUUAUCUGAUUUUUCAUCCCACCAUUUACUUUGUUGCUUGCUUGACAAGAAAGAUUUAGGCAUUAGAAUGGAAAAAAAAAUAAUAAUAAAAGUGUUGAAGUGUAAAUAGGAAAAGGAGACUGAUGAAAGCUGGUUGUGUGUACAAGCCCCAAUUCCCUGCCUCUGCCCUCCCUAGGAAAUCUAGCGUUCGGAGUUCUAUUAAGAUUGUUGAAGUGUCCUUAUUGUUGAUAGUAUUGUUUUGAAAUUAUGCAGUUUUGCAUAAUUUCAUUUGCUAACUUGCACAAGAACAGGGCAAGUUUUGGCUUCAAAUUCCUUGGUGACAGGAAGACUGAGCUUUUAAGGUAUAUUGUCAGAUAAUGUGUGAAUUUCAUUAACAGUGAGUAAAUUUGUUCAAUGCAGUGUUUCUUUACUCAUAGAUUAGCAGUGCUUGUAAACUAUUGUUGAUAGUUUGGUUUGUUGCAUCAGAAAGGAAUCAUUUAUGCUGUCACAACCAAGACAAUGGCCAAAUUUAGGUCAACUUGGCUAAAUUUUUUAUGGUAUAGAUAUGCAGGCAGCUUCUGUGAUGGGAACCAUGAACCUCUAAUACUGUUUAUUUAUACGGGCAAGCAUUCACACGCGCGCACAUGUACAGACAUACACAUGCAUGUGAUGCGUGCAUACGGUUGUUAAACAAUUUCCUGUUGCAUUUGAGCUUAUGUGGAAACUUAGCAGUUAUCAGUUUAUUAUAUGAUUAAUCAACAAACAAUGGGUUGCUUGUGUUAAUCUUGUCAA